AUGGCAGCGACACAAAACGCGUCGGGCUCCGCGGAGUCGGACCAGUCUUCUCUAGCCGAGCAGCAGCAGUCAAGCCGGAGCUUCAACCGGAGUGUCCGGGUGGCGGAGAAGGAGCGGAGGAGGACCGAGGCGGAGGACGCCUUCGUCCCGGCCCUGGAGUACUUCUCUGACGUUGAAGCAGGAACUCCAUUGAGAGGGAACGAUGAGUUUGAGAGGAACCUGGUGCUGGUGGAGAAGGUGGCCUACGCUGGAGGACUUUCCCCGGAGGCCAUCUCUGUCAUGCUGGAGUUUGCCAUGAGCCUCCGUAUGGGGACGAGUCCAUGUGUCCGGGUCCUGAAGUGUCUGAUUCCGGCCACCGUGGUGCCACAGGAGGCUGUGGUUCGAGCCGUCGUGUGGCUGGGUGUUGGCAAAAUACCCAUCAGCACCCAAGUUCUCUUUAUAAAGUGGGUGUUGACCAUCUUUGACAUGAUUGACUCAAAAGAGCAACUUCGAGCUGUCUAUGGCUUCAUCUUCAGCUUUGUCACGGAGGAGAAUCUGUGUCCCUUCAUCUGCCAUCUGUUGUACCUUUUGACCAGAAAGGAGAGUGUGCGAGUGUUCAGAGUUCGGAAGCUGCUGGAGCUUCAGUCUAAACUGGGAAGGCAGCCGUUCCUCAUGCACCUACUGUCCCUUUACAAAGUGUUCUGUCCUGAACUUGUGACUCUCUCCAUUUCUUCACGAAUGCGGAGUGGGUUUAGGAACCACAACUCCCCCUGGAAGUCAGCAUUGAUUGCUGUACAGAAGAGGAAUGGUUCCCUGCUUGCCUCCAGCGACAGUCUUCCCCUCACAAUAAAAGAUAAGCGCAGCUCUCGGAAAAGGAAAUGCGGUCACCUGGAUUUGCCAGUUUUGAAUUCGCUCGUCAAUAAACAGGCUCAGGCUGAGUCGCCCUUCAGCAGAAAGUUGGUUCCCCUGGUGCAGCUCAGCUCGUUUACUCAGCUCCUGGAAAAUAUACAUCGAAUAGAGCUGCCGGCUCAGAUGGGCUCGCUGCUGGGCUCCAGUCUGGCCCUGCAGUACCUUGACUGUGUUCAGGAUGAGUCUGCCCUCCUACGCCUCAACUUCUGGCUCGGCUACGCUCUCCACGAAGAAUUUCUGUUCUGUGGGGAUGGAAGAGCCUCCCAGAAUUCAGAGGAAGCUCUGCAAUUUCUGGACAAGUUGCUGUCCACACAGCACUUUCUGCAGGAAGCAUUUUCCAGUUCAGAGGCUUUCCUGUACAAGUUUCUCAGCGUGUGGGAUGGUUCCCUCCUCCGCCCACAGAUCCUCAGCCUCCUAAGCAACAUUCCUGUUGUCCCCAGUUCCCAAAUCGGAAGGCUUCUGUUUGAGCCCCUCAUGCAGCUCUUCUUCACAUCCUCCCUGUUUUUCAAGUGUGGACUCAUGGAGUGCCUGAACAAUAUGCUGUUGAAGUGGCUUACCUGGCAUUCAGUGUACGCUCUGGAGGACGACUUAGACAUCAGCCUCAACAGCCACACCUCUAUAAACAUGACCCUGUCAGGGUUCAAGGACUCUGUGAUGGAGCUGGUUCACUUUGUGGGUCGUCUGGCGUCCGUGGGCCUUCAGCUCGAAGGCUCUCACUCGCUCCUCCUCAGCUUCAUCCUGGACUUCUACGAGACGGUGUGUGACACAUUUCUGAAGUACGGGCUCCCUCUGGUGGUGAUGCCCCCCCCUGGAGUAUUUUACCCAGCCCUGUUUUCACCCGACCCCAUUAGCGUGGACCGACUGGCCUUCAUCAUGUACAGGUACAAGGUGAACCUGACAUCAGCCAAGAGUCAAGAGAAAGUCACAGAGCAGGCCUUUCACAUCAGCCGCCAAACGUUUCGUGAGUUCAACAACUACGUGGUCGUCAUGGUCAACUGCCUGUGGAACUCCAAAAUGUUUCAUCCGGGAAUGGGUGUGCAGCUGGGAGAGGAGCUCCUCCUCAAGAGCAACGUUCCGCAAUACUGCACGAGUUUUGACCUGGUCCACCACCCUGCUUUCCUGAGCUACGCUGUCGACUUUCACCAGAGGUGCUGGCCUGGGAGAAAGGACCUGGACCUCAAUUCCAUAAAGCAAUCCAAGCCAUGGAGCUGGUACCUGGAGUACUUGUACAGUCAAGGAUACGACGGCCUCAAACAGUUUUUUCAGAGGGACAUCAGCUGGAAACUGACAGCAGGCCACAGUCUGUACACAGCAGAGCUAAACGCUCAACUCAGUGGAGAGGAAAAACAACCACUUGCAUCUUACUCCUUUUUUAAAAGACUUGUACAUAUUUUAUCUCCUCCUCUCUUCCAAGUGAGCUACUUGCUAGUGCUCUGAGUUUGUUUUCUGUAUAUAGACUUAUCUGUGUUUAUUGUGCUUUUCUUAUAGUCUCAGCAAAACUGCCCUGGUGGACAUUUGGUAGAAGCAGUGACCGUAGGUUUGAACACAGUGAAAACACGUGUUACAGAGAAAAUGUGUUAAACGCAAAGAAGAGAGAAUAAAGCGGAAAUUAUUCAUUUUUGUUUUCUAUUUUUGGUGCAAUUCAAUGACAAACAACCCUAACUCUGUCUGAUUUGACCACAGCGACCUUGAACCUGUUCUGUUCAAAAUGCAUUGAAGC
Molecule: messenger RNA, 2608 nt
Organism: Limanda limanda (common dab)
Lineage: Eukaryota; Metazoa; Chordata; Actinopteri; Pleuronectiformes; Pleuronectidae
Gene: cenpi
Product: centromere protein I
Exons: 21
Coding region: 1-2325 (774 amino acids)
Cellular component (GO): kinetochore
Source: RefSeq, a predicted model, not a curated record